Molecule: messenger RNA, 4328 nt
Organism: Cataglyphis hispanica
Lineage: Eukaryota; Metazoa; Arthropoda; Insecta; Hymenoptera; Formicidae
Gene: Vps8
Product: vacuolar protein sorting-associated protein 8 homolog
Exons: 12
Coding region: 146-4042 (1298 amino acids)
Biological process (GO): protein targeting to vacuole; endosomal vesicle fusion
Cellular component (GO): late endosome; HOPS complex
Molecular function (GO): protein binding
Source: RefSeq, a predicted model, not a curated record
CUUAAACAAUUCUAUCUGAGCGCCGUCUGUAGACUACAUCCGUCGCGAAUAUGUAGAAUGAAAACAAAAGUGUCAAACCAUUUUCAAAUAUUUAUUUAUAUAUAUAUCCGUCAGAGAAAUCGAAAUAAUACAAUUUGGACAUAAAAUGGCUGAGAAUGAAUUUGUAUCCGAUAGUGACGAAUGUCUUGUUACAGAAGCUAUCAAUUUAGAUAUCGAGGAGUUAGAUAAUAUGGAAUAUGCUAUACCAAUCGUGGAAGAAUUACCCACCUUAGAAAGUAUACUGAUGGAACCUGAUUAUGAAUCGACAUCAGAAACAGAUGAUGAUAUUGGUAUACCAUUAGGAGAGAAACUUGGUAGCAGUGAGACAACGAGCAUUGGCAGUCAUUUAUCAUUAAAUUCAUUAAACAAAUCCAUUAAAACAUCUCAGAAAGCAUUCUCAAGUGUCAUAUUAAGACAUGUAAUACUCAAAGGAAUAACAUCACAAAUUGUAUCAGCCAGUGAGAAAGUCAAUGCUGGCUUAGCUAGUGCAGUUGCAGCUGGAGGAAAUAUGUUGGUAAUUGGUACUAGCCAUGGUCUAAUAUUGGGCUUUGACUCUUCACAAACAUUACGAUGGUGUGAUCAAGAAGCAAGACAUCAAGGUUCUGUUUCUGCUCUUUGUUUCAAUUAUGAUGGCAGCAGAGUGCUGGCUGGUUUUGUCAGAGGACAUAUUUUGAUGUUAGAUAGUAGUAAUGGAAAAGUUUUAAGAAUUCUCACCGAUGUACAUCCACUUGACACUGCUGUGUUGCAUGUUAAGUUUACAGAUUCACCAAAAAUAGCUUUAUGUAGCGAUAGUGGUGGCUCAGUAUUUGAAUUGAAUUUUACUAGAGUGAUGGGUGUACGAGGUUGUGAUAGUAGAUGUUUGUUUAGCGGCUCUAAAGGAGAAGUAUGCACUCUGGAGCCCUUGUUAUUGAAUCAUCUGCCGUCGCAUCCAUUGAAAAAUUACACAUUAGUAGCAAUGGCAACUUUAUCAAAGGUAAUUGUAGUUUGCAUAAGACCGCGAAUGCGCGUUGUAUUGAGUCAUUCGUUAACUGGUGCCCCAACAGCACCGCCACAAUUAUCUUGGCAACUAGUCGUCAUACAGACAGCUGAUGGGUCUCGUGUGAUCGACCCAGUAUUAGCACUUGCAAGAGACAAUGUGGUGCAUUUUUACCAAGUAUAUACUGAAAUUGGUUCGCGAGUAAAGUUAUCACCUCUUCGGAGAAUGACACUACCAUACAUGAUAAUCAAUUUGAGAUGGUUAAAUCCGAGAUCUCUCAUAGUAUUGGACAAUCAAGAAAAAUUGCAUUUGUUGGAUGUAAGAGCGCAGGAUAAUUUGGAGACAUUGGAUAUGAGUCGCGUUGGUAUAUCUUAUGCCUCUAGUCAUUUUAAAGGAUUGUCCACUGGUGGAAAUGUUUCCAAGGCGAUGGCAUUAGCUGGCGAACGGGCGUGUUAUAAUACCGUUAUAGUCUUUGGUACACAGUUACUGUUAUUAGGUACAAAAAGUUUACAUGUGAUUUGUAUAAGGACAUGGACAGAAAGAUUGCAAUACUUGGUUAUGCAGAAACGUUUCUCUGAAGCUUUAGCGUUGGGUCUCUCCUUUUAUCAAGACAAAGGGAAGGCGGUUAUUGGCCUUCGAGGUUCUAAACAACAUCGCAGGCAAAUAGCACGUGAUAAGGUUUGCGAAGUGUUGAUUCAGUAUAUGGACGAAUUAAAUCAGUGUAUGAACGAAAACGUGGACUAUGAUACGAUAGUACUCACUUGCGUCGAUUAUUGCGUCCAAUUGGAGAAUUUAGAUUUACUGUUUGGAAAGUUAUGGGAUAUAGUCUUUGAAUCGGAAGGGCUAAAAACGAGUUACUUGCAUGCUCUCGAGGCUCCUCUGCUAGAUGGAAGUCUUCGAUCUAAAUUGCCGCCAUUGAUCGUCCAACAACUAAUGACACUUUACGAUCAAGAAAAUAAAGUAGAUUCGCUGGAGGCAAUAAUAGUUUUACUCGAUGUGGAUUGUUUAGAUAUUCAUCAAGUAACGACAAUCUGUCGUCGGCGAGGACUCUGGGAAGCAUUAAUCUAUCUUCAGACAACAGCGCUGGGGGAUUUUACAGCGCCCAUUCAUCAAUUGGUACCGGUACUUCAAAAUUUAUUGCGCGAUCCGGUAGCAGCUCUUUCCCGAGAUUGCAUAAAACUCGGCAAUGCCAUUCUGGUUUAUACCAGUUGUUGCCUCGCUGGCCGUGGAUUUCCCAAGGAUGAGCUUCCCGAAGGUGUACCGCAGAGAGCGAAAGCGGAUAUAUUGAGAGCUCUGCUCUCCCAACAUUCCAGUCUGGCGAAUGAUACAGAGAGGCAAUAUCCAUACUUGAGAACAUUACUGCAAUUCGACGCAAAGGGCUUUCUCGAUGUUAUAGCCAUCGCCUUUCAGGAGCCAGAAUUCACUUCCGAAAUGGGCCUUCGACAUCGACAAAGACUCAUAGACAUCUUAUUAAACAUUGUUAUACCAACUACACCACUUACUCCAAAGAAUGUCGAUUAUAUCACGAUGGAGCAACAAUUUAUGGUUCUUAUAUUUGUGGCAAAUGAAGUAUCGGAAAGUACUGUUAUAUUAGAAUCUAGUACAUUGAAGAAAAUGAUAGAUAUAUUGUGCAUUGAUUCGCAUGUGGAAUUGUCGAAAGACUUUAAGAUUGAGAGAGAGAACGCUGUGUUAGGAUUAUUGCAUUCUAAGAAGCUGUGCAACAUUUCUGACAAUGUUUUACUAAAUUUAGCAAAUAGAGCGAAUUUUAUAAGAGUUGCAGAGUUAUUGUACAGUGCGCGAGAGGAUUGGAUAGCAGUAUGCAAAUGUAUGAUCUUAGAUUCGUCUAGGCAUCACGAUAUAUGGCCCUGGCUCGAGAGCUUGCCGCCCGCUUCAUUGGACCAAGUUGUAUCGAUUCACGUUUCGACCCUCGUGACGAUUAAUGCCAAUCAAUUCGCCACAAUCAUCACGAUGCGGAUGCAGAACAAAAUCAAUGUGAUAUUGCAAAGUCUUGACAACAAUUCAAGCUUAGAGUAUAAACUAUUAGGAGCGUUAUAUCAAAUUACGCAAUAUAAGGAAGAAGACGUUUCUCUAGAAUUAACGACUGAACACUUGGAAAGAUAUUUGGCGUUAAUGUGCGAAUUGGAACCGAAAUACGUGGUUGCUCAUUUGCGCGGACCGCAUGGCUGCAGAUUAGAUGAAGCGUUAAAGAUUGUUCAAAAAUGGAAUUGCAAAGACGCGGAGGCGGUAAUGUUGGAGAAAUUAGGCAAUUAUCAGGACGCGUUUAAUCUUCUACUGAAGGAACUUGAAAAUCAGCUGGAGAUGUAUCAACAGGAUAAAGUUUCGGAAAGUGAGACGGUGCACGCUGCCGCGCAGCUCGCAGGAAUAUGUAGAAGAUCAGCGGGCAAUCUGGACUGGAUGCCUCUCGUAGAAGUUGCGUUUCGAUCGCAUUCAGAGAAUAAUAAACAAAAGAUGGACAAAUUGAGCGGUAAAUUGUUGAGAUUAAUUUUAGAAUCUUUGAGCGGUACGUCGAUACUCUCGAACAUAUUGGAACAAAUCUUGAGAAAUCCAUUAGCUACGAGUGGAACAAUGGGCGAUAUACGGCAAUUGCUAUCCGGAGUCCUUAUUCAAUCGCGAUACGAACAAAUCCUGGUCGAAACUACCGCGCGAUUAGUGAGCUUGGAACUUCACAAAGCUUUGGAAAAAUCUUUGAGGGACGCCGGUAGAGCAUGUGGCACUAUUUCCGUAACUUGCCCGGUAUGCAGACAACUGUUGUCACAUUGUUCCGAUUACGCAGUGGUAUUCAGCUGUGGUCAUGGAUAUCAUUCAGCAUGCCUGGGCGAACCUAAAUCGUGUUACAAAUGCUUGAACAUAAAAGGAUGGGCGCCUGUCGUCACCAACCUCGCCAUCCCCGAAUCUCCGCCUCCGAGAAAGAAACAGCUUCUUCCGCCGGAAUUCCUACGUCAUAGAGACCUCACGCUAAGACUAGCACCGUCCUGUUCUAUCCCCGACCUCGAGGGCAUUUUUUAAUCUAGUCUUCGACUAUGUAUAUUGAGAGAACAACGAUCGCAUUUGUGAGCGGUAUGUAGUAUCAUAUAUGCGCUACACAUAUAUUAAAUCUGAUCAUAUGAUCUCUCUCUCUCUCUCAUUUAGUCUGCGAUAUAUUGUAUAGUAUCAAUAAGAUAUUAUUAAGAUUCAUUUCUUGAAAUUUUAUUUGUUUGACGCGCGCUAAGGUUUAUACACACGACACGGUUAUGCCAAAUAUACAAAUUAUAUUAUUGAAGUACAAAGUAUUUAUUACGAUCGCAUAUUAGAU